Messenger RNA from Oncorhynchus gorbuscha (pink salmon), 2223 nucleotides. RefSeq names its product CD276 antigen-like. The record is from RefSeq and is a predicted model, not a curated record. NCBI's taxonomy places the organism in Eukaryota, Metazoa, Chordata, Actinopteri, Salmoniformes, Salmonidae. The transcript has 5 exons. Bases 333 to 1319 code for a protein of 328 amino acids.
UCGACUUACGUUUUUCUAAAGCGAAAGUUGUGUUUGUAUAGCACACUGGAUUACUUAUACAACUAAUAUAAGGACAGGACAUGACAUGAGAUGGGAGUAUAAAUUAACGCGUUGGUUAAUGCGUUUCAACGUAGUUAAACAAGGAGUGGAUACAGGUGCAGUAGAAGGUAUAGAGUAUGAUACUAGAAUAUCAAUACACAACAAUAACAUUGGACAACAACUGCCGAGAAACAAAAACCAAAGGAGAACCAUCGAGCGACGGAUCAGAAUUCCGAAAAUUCAGAAUAUAUUUGUUAUUUUGAACCUUUAUUUAACUAGGCCAGUCAGCCAAUAUGAAGACUUCUUUGCCCUUCUGGUUGUGUACAAUGGCAAUGUACAUCAUCGGAAUAUCAUCAACAUCUAGUGAUACAGUUGUUCAACCCAUUGUGGCCUUAGUUGGUGAUGACGUCAUCCUGCCUUGCACCCUGAGACACUCCGUCAGUGCUGUGAAUCAGUCAGUAGAGUGGCAGAGACCGGACCUAAAACCAAAAGAGGUCCAUCUUUACAGAGAUGAGAAGGACGAUCUUGUGCUCCAGAAUCCAGUCUUCAGGGGAAGGACAUCACUGUUUAAAGAAGAACUAGAGAACGGCAACACUAGUUUAAAGUUGACCAGAGUGAAACUCUCUGAUGCUGGAAACUACACCUGUUACAUUCCACUGCUGAACCACCAGAAAACCAUCAUUCAACUGCUUGUUGGUGAGUCAACACACCUGCUGACCACCCAAACCCCCUUAAGAGACAGAUCUCAUGAAAUCAAGGGUGCUGUGUCCAGACCAGUUAUCAUCAUUGGGGGAAUAGAAGGCGAUGAGGUGGUACUGCGGUGUGAGGCUGAAGGCUGCUACCCAGAGCCUGUCAUGGAGUGGUGUGACGCUCAGGGACGUGUCCUCCCUGCUGCUGGACCUACAGAGACGUCCAGAGACCGUGAAGGCUGCUACACUGUGACAAGCCAUGUCACCGUCCCGAACUCUGACAACAACACCUUCACCUGUCGUGUUCAACAGUUGGAGAUCAAACACAUGAAGGAGAGACAGGUUCAUGUUCCAGAUCAGAUGUUUCCUAAGACUUGUCAUUCCUGCUGGCUGACAGUUCUUGGAGCAGUUCUUGGAGCAGUUCUUGUUGAAGCUGUAGCUGUAGCUGGAUGUCUCUACCUGUUGAUAAGAAAUGGGAUAUUGACCUUCAGAAAGUUUAAACAGGAAAGGUGGACGUCAGUAAUGAAGAACAAGGAGACGACGAAGAAUGAGGAAGAUGAGGCCAGUGAUCCCAGUCUGUCAUCGGUUUAAAUGUGAAAUGAUGCCCCACGCUCUUAACCACUAGUCUACCUGCCACUCCAUAUAUACCACUAGUCUACCUGCCACUCCAUAUAUGGCACUGUCAGAAGCAUUAGUUUUUUAUAUCAGGCAUCUUUGGUGUAGUUUAUGUAGUCUGUAAUAGGUGCUGAUUUAUUUGACAGGGACAAUGCACAAUCAUAUAGUGAAAGGACCAGCUAUUGCAUACAGAAGCAAUCAAUGCCUGGCUGAGUUGGUGAGAGACUUCUGUAUUGCCGGGGUCGCGACAGAGGUCACACGUAGGGAGUUGCAGAAGGGACAGUCUUAUCAGGCUCUUCUCAGUUAAAGCACAACAAUUCAUAACGCAAUUGAAGGAGAGCAGUUUUUAUGGAUCUAGAAGCACAAGCAUUUCGCUACACUCGCAAUAAUAUCUGCUAUCCACGUGUGUGACCAAUACAAUUUGAUCUGUAAUGUAUGUGAGGCCUUUGAGACAUCAUACUAAAUAUGUUGACUUGCUGGUCACGGGACAUGCAAGUGUUACUUCUUUGAGUUGCUGAGUCAGAGGCGCUAAGCCUUGUGGGAUAUUAAUGAAUGUGAACUCAGCAACCGUAAUUCCAGAACAGUCCCACUGUUUUAAGCUAUUUUUUUUUCUAAAUCAGCCUUUGGAUUCCUUGCACCUUGCGUUUGGAAGGAUCUACAAUGCACUUAAAUGGGAGGAAUUGGCGUCUCUGGGGCAUUUGACAGUUGUUAGGUGGUCUUUUUUUGUGAUCGUGUUUUACUUUUCAUGUAUUUUAAGGCCAAUCUCAAAGCUGUCACCCCUGGUGAACAGCUAAAAUAGUUUUUAUUUACUAACUCUAUUUUAUCAAUGUACCAAUCAGGCUUCAGGAAGAAGCAUUGCACAAUUACAGCAGCCAUGAAG